Molecule: messenger RNA, 873 nt
Organism: Lolium rigidum
Lineage: Eukaryota; Viridiplantae; Streptophyta; Magnoliopsida; Poales; Poaceae
Exons: 4
Coding region: 25-795 (256 amino acids)
Source: RefSeq, a predicted model, not a curated record
UUGACAACCCCAAAAGCUUACCGUAUGGAUCUUGAUCGCCAUUUGCAUAUCAGAACUGACCAAGCAAUGAAGAACCCAAAGGAGAACCGUGCUUCUUCAAUUAGGAAAGGAGAAGUGUCACAACCCCUCCAUGACAGAGAAAGCAGGGCAGCACUUCUGAACAGAAAAAGUCCAAGACACAGAAGCAAGAAAAAUCUUGGGAAAGGAUGGAAACCAUUUGUACCACUUGUAAAACAGAAUCAACAAUUUAGAACAGCAUGUGUAAAAGAAGAUAUUAGAGUGAAGGCACUUGAAGCAGCUGAAGCUGCAAAGCGUUGUCAAGAGAAGAAGCAAAAUGAGAGAGUCGCGCGUAAAGCAGCGGCAGGACUAGAGUGUGAAAGACCAAAGCAAGCGGGGGAACAAAAACAAAAACAAGCCGGGCAGAAGAAUAAAAUAGGCACAGAUGUUGCUACUAGGAAGAGGCGGAGGGGAGAUGAAGAAAGUAAAGAAAAUGGAAGAAAAAAGAAAUGUACAGAAGGGGCACAGAUACCAGAGCAGCAGGUGGAUCGAAUGCAUGCUACACAUGGCAAAAAAGAUGGUUGCCGGAAGAAUUAUGAUGACAAAGAGCCAAGAAAUGAUUUAGUUGGAGGGCUCAAACACGAAUUAGUACCUGGUGAAAGGACAGAAUCUGUCCAUAGAUUUAUGGCAUCUGAAAGCAACAACCUUGCAAAUGGGAGGUCUGAAAGUUCUACACUUCAGGUGCAGGAAAGCUUCUCAGAUGCUGUUGAUAAGAACCAUCAGCCAUAUAUACUUUGAUAACUUGGAGAAACGCUCACCUACAACCAUUAGUUACCUGCUUACAGCUGGGAUAAAACUACAAGGAACUGCAUUAUG